This is a messenger RNA of Chelmon rostratus (copperband butterflyfish), 4000 nucleotides long. RefSeq names its product LYL1 basic helix-loop-helix family member (gene lyl1). The coding region runs from base 1026 to 2402 and encodes 458 amino acids. The record is from RefSeq and is a predicted model, not a curated record. Gene Ontology annotation, biological process: regulation of transcription by RNA polymerase II. Gene Ontology annotation, molecular function: protein dimerization activity; RNA polymerase II cis-regulatory region sequence-specific DNA binding; DNA-binding transcription factor activity, RNA polymerase II-specific. Lineage: Eukaryota; Metazoa; Chordata; Actinopteri; Chaetodontiformes; Chaetodontidae. The transcript has 5 exons.
UCUCCCACCUCACAUUUGCCAGUACCACAGCUCUCCGACUGGCAACCAACCGGAGCAUUGUGUCGUCUUGGCGGCGAAGGGAGCGAGAGGAGGAAGGGAUAGACAAGACAGUCAAAGAGGGAGGUGAGAGAGGUGAGAGUGGCAUACGGACCCACAGCCUCCAUGUCCACGCUUUGAAGAUACUCACGGGUGUGUGGAGGUGUUCUGAGUGGUGUCAGACAGCUUGGCUCCAAUUUGAUCUCAGAGAUUGACAGACAGACACUGACAGGCUGCAGCGAGAGCGACCUGAGGAGGAGGAGGACGAGGAGGAGGAGGGCGUUAAACACUGAGGAGAUACACCAUGUGCGUUCACAGAUCACUUGAACUCUGACGGAUUUUGCAUGACAGACAGACGAGCCACACUGGAUGUCAUGAUGUAUCUACUCUUUGAUAUCAAUCCAAUCUUCGGCGGUCUGGGACGUUUUGAAUGCUGAAAAGGAUUUUGACUCACAUCCUCAAAAUACACAGACAGACAGAGACGGACAGAUUCAUUAAGAGCAGCCACUGGAGACUCGUUCAGAAACCUAGAGUGUGCUGCUCAGGAUGUACUGUGAGAAAAAUACACGCCAAAUCAGACCGCGGCAACCACCCCGGCUCCACGCUCCACCCAGGGACGACACCGCAGAAAUAGUCAUCCGUUAAAGACAGAAAACUCACACACUGAUCUGGCGAAGGUAAGAGCAAUUGAUGGAUUCAGGCUGGCCAGAGGAAAAUCUACAGUUUUAAUGAGGUAGAGCCGCCGAAUAUUGUAUAAUCUGCAUGAAAGAGGAGCAAAGGAAGAAGAAAUAAAGGGUUAUAAGUCGCCUAUAUGGAAAAGACACAUAGACUUUGCAAGGAGAGGUUUAAAGGGCUCUGUGUGUCAGUCUGCAGGAACCACAACAUGUUAAUUACUCUCACACACAUAUAAAGACACCAAGACACACACACACACACGCAGGGCAGCCGAGAGGAGCAGGACCUCGCACUGACAGGGAGAUUUCAGCACCAUGAUGGAGAAGCUGAACCCCAGCAGCACACCUGCCUCACCCCCCGAACUACCUCGCUCCUCCUCCUCCUCCUCCACCGCCUCCUCCCCAUCCUGUGCCUCCCUAGAGCAGCAUAGUCCCCUCCAGAACAAGACAUCCACGGAUGCUAUCAGCGGCCCGCCUCCCACUAACAAGGCAGGGCGCAAGGGACACACGGAUGUCCCCACUGCUGGCUCGAUUCGGUCCCCCAUUGCCGCGACGACAGUGUUAACCAGUCACCACGCGGAUAAAACAGCUGCACCUGAACCCAUCGUCAUGGAGACCGAGGAGGAGGAGGAGGAGGAGAGGCGCGGAGGACCAACGCCCACCACAGCCACUGGUGCCUCUGCCAACCAGUCCCCAACUCUUUCCUCUCCGCCUCCGCUCCUCCCGGCACCAGCCAAGACCUCCCCGUGUCCUCUACCACCUCCCACCUCCACCACAUCACUCCCCUUGUCCUCAUCAUCCUCUCCUCUUCCUCCACACAUUCCAGUUAUCAGCCUCGGCCACAGCAAGCCCCCUCUCCCCCUCACCAAUACCCCUUUGACUGCUCUCCACCCAAUUCCCAACCUCCUGCACGGGCCCCACGGGGACCUUCGCCGCAAUCAGCUGACCUGCUUGCCUGGGGCCAGCCCUGGAGCUUCUGGACCUGCAGUAGGUUCCGGGGGGCAUUCGACUCCUUCAUCAGGACCCCUGUUGCCUCAGCAGUACCUGUCUGCACACCCCUUCUUCACCAGUUCUUACCUGGGUCCCUCAGCAGGAAAUUAUAGUGUCAUCAGCAACAGCCGGAUGAAGAGAAGACCUUCGUCACACUUUGAGGUGGAGAUCAGCGAAUGCCCUCCACAGAAAAUCGCUCGCCGUGUCUUCACCAACAGCCGCGAGCGCUGGCGACAGCAGAACGUGAACGGCGCUUUCUCUGAGCUGAGAAAGCUCAUUCCCACACACCCACCCGACAAGAAGCUCAGCAAGAACGAGAUCCUUCGUCUGGCUGUGAAGUACAUCAACUUCUUGGUCACUCUGCUCAACGACCAGGCCCAGGACAAGAGCAGGGACUCCACUGACAAUGAGGCUGAGGACGAAAGCGUCGCGGCCGGGCUGGACGGUAACAAACUGAACCCUCUCUUUCAGUGCGACACUCCUCCCCUGUCCCACGCCGCACCACCACCAUCUGUCCACAGAGACAGAGACUCGACCGACUCAGUCAUCGCACUGGCCAACUCCCCGGCAACGUCCAGUUGCUAUGGUGACACAGACAGCGAGGAGAGCUUCGGGGCUAAGGCCUCUUUGGUGACCCAUGGCAUUCUGGGAAAAGUUAAGGGUCAGAUAAGGAUGGUGGCGGCCACAAAUGAUGAGCGGUGACACCAGAGGACAGCAGGCAAAGAGGCGUGCAGCCACACGGAGUUUAAAUGUCACAAUGACGGACAGGACAGAACACACAGUCAUCGGCCCACAUCAGAAGUAGUGUGAAUAAGUAAGAAAUGGAUUUCUGGCGAUUUUUUGUACUCCGUGUUUUUUCUGGUGAUGUGCAAACACUGAGUGUGAAGCUCUGUGUUACGAUGGAAAAUAGUGAACUGUGCUCUGGGGCCAGUUGAGAGAUGAAUGAAAACAUCACAGAACAUUCAGACUUGUAUGUGUUUCAUAUCAAAAUAAAGUCAGAGUGUUGCUUUGUUAAACAUUCACCUCAUUGUCAAACAGCAUGGAUCCAUAACAUGGAUAAAUGAUGCAAAACAGGAUCCUGGAAAUCUAAUUGGAUGAUAUCAGGCUGAAUUUACAGCAGCAACCAAAUCUAAUCAACCUAAAAUGACAUAAAACUCAAAUAAUCCUUUCUCGGUCAAGAAAUUAAGGAUGUUGAUCUCCACCUCUGUAGACCCAUAAAAAUUCUGUCUGUUAAUUCUGUCGCAUGUUUAAAUUUCCAUGUAAAUAAGCAACAUUGCUCCAGUGCAGUUAUGGUGAGCCGGACAGCCACAUACUCCACUGCACCUGCAGAGGAGUGCAUGUCGUGCAUUAAUAGAUCAGAGUUUCAGCUUUUAAUGUUCCUGCUGUUCUUAUUGUAAGAGAAGCGGGGUCGAUGGUCCCACCCUGACGUUGUGACACACUUGUACCAGACAGAAAUAAAGUGUGUUUUAGUUUGCUGUUCCGUAUUUGACAUCCUCUUAUUGCGCUCCAAAGACAGCUCUUUGUCAGCUCUGUGUCAGCACGAUUUCUCAACACAUCCAAAUGCUUUGCCGUGUUUGCCAAAUGUUUAGGGAACAUUUGCGUACCCACAGAGUAUUCAGUGAGUAGUAGUCUCAGUGUGCCGUGAUCACAAUAACCGUCAAAUGUUAAACAUAUAAAUGCAAUGCUGUGAGGAAAUGUGACUGCUUAUUUUAAACAACAACACAGAGCACCAUGACAAACUUGUCACCACACAUUAUACAGUCAGGGCCUCCAGUCAGACUCCAUGUUGUUUGUUUGUGCUGUUCCACAGAAUGACAGAUUGAUAAUGGUGCAUUUAACAAGGGAGCCAUAAACAACACCAGUUAAAAAGAAAUAAAAAUAGUGAGUGGCGUGACACCCUGAAGCCCAGUAUAAGUGUUCGCUGACAUUACUGUGACAAUCCCAGCCCUGGAGCAAAGAAGGAGAAAACCUGGUGACUCAACAGUUGCUGAUGAAGUGCUGGAGUUUUUGCAGGAAGCAGAUUUAGCGGAGUGUUGCACCAGUCUACAAUGCUUUUUUGUGAUGGAAAACGUACUUUUAGCAAUAACACCAUGUAAGAAAACUCUAAAAGCAAAAGUCCUGCAUUUAAAAUCUAGCAUCUAGCAAACGUAUUAACAUCAAAAUGUAUUUAAAGUAUCAAAAGUAAAAAUACUCAUUAUGCAGAAUGGCCCCAAUUCAGAAUAAUAUACAUUAUAUUACUAGGUUAUAAUUACUGACGGUAGAGGUGGAGCUAAUUUGAACUACUUUAUGCACUAUGCAGA